Molecule: messenger RNA, 750 nt
Organism: Tarenaya hassleriana
Lineage: Eukaryota; Viridiplantae; Streptophyta; Magnoliopsida; Brassicales; Cleomaceae
Exons: 3
Coding region: 67-474 (135 amino acids)
Source: RefSeq, a predicted model, not a curated record
UCCUCCUCUCGUUUCUUUUCGGGCGCAGAGCUUCCACGGGACCACUCACAGACAAUCCCAUGUCGCAUGUACUUAUCUGGAAUCAUUCGAAUUGCCGGAAUUUUGCCGUCAUCAACAACCAUCGUCCCUAACAAUCUUAAGUUCGAUUCAUGGUUAACACGAGGCAAACUUCUCGGAGGAAUGCCUUCGGUUGUUGCGAACUCCGAAAAUCAGGCAAUUCCUAUUGUGCCAAUCAGCCCAUCUGAGAGUAAUGAGGACAUCGGAGCUAGCAGCUUGGACGAGGAUGAGAGCUUUACAGAAGGAGCUCUAGAAGAUGUUGAAGACUUGGCCCAUCAGGCGUCAAGACUCUUGUCGGAUGAUCAUAACGUCACAAGAUCAUUCGAAGCCGCGAGAACGGGAUUUGACGUGCACAACGCGAAGGCUCCUCGAGCAAACCAUAGAGCCGAGCCACCACUUACUCGUGCUAGAGCUUGAGCGCUUCGUGUCAUGCUCACCAAGGCCGUCAAUCACAUUCUUAGCGGAUCCCGGGAGUCCAAGGAUGACAUUUCACUUUUCGGACAAAAUCUGACCCGGAACUUACUUACAUUCGAAGACGACGUCUCUUAAGGCCGAGUGAAGCCCAUGGGCCUUAUUUACUCAAGGAUUUUCGGCCCACAUAAUGUCCAACAACUAUAUUUUGUUGUUUGAUCCUUAUUUAUGACUAGGCUUGCAUGUGAGCUAGCAUUUAAUGCUUUGUUUACUUAAACUCUU